Molecule: messenger RNA, 1777 nt
Organism: Trifolium pratense (red clover)
Lineage: Eukaryota; Viridiplantae; Streptophyta; Magnoliopsida; Fabales; Fabaceae
Exons: 1
Coding region: 437-1324 (295 amino acids)
Source: RefSeq, a predicted model, not a curated record
UUUUUGGACUAAAGAACAUGAAUUAUUAUGCGAUGGAACUGUUUGUGAAUAAAUCCAUCCAUUGUUAGCCACAGCCCACAGAGACGCAACAGAGUGAAUGAAGCAGAGAGAGGCCACGUUAUUAAGAAAGAGAAGUCACACAAAAACAAAACACACUGUGAAGCUGAAAUGAAACGAAACAAGAAUCCAAACCAAAACCGAACCCGAAUAUUACAAUCUCAUCUCAUCUCAUCUCAUCCUAAACAAUUCCAACAAACCAAUCCAAAUCAUCACUUAUUCCCUUUUGACUUCUUCCUUAAAACCCCUCCCAUCCUCAAUUUUCUCCUUCUCAUCAAAUAAUCCAUGGAUUUAACCACCCCAAUUCAACAAACCCAUAAUCAUAAUCAUAAUCACAACUUCAACUUAAACUCACCAAACAACUCCUGCAUCAAUUGAAAUGUCCCCACCGUUGCCACCACUAACAAAUUCAAAUCUCCCUACCUUACCAGAUAUUUUACUAACUGCACUCUCCGUUUGCUUCUUCUUCACCUCAACAAGAUUCCACAACACCACCACAACAACAACAACAACAUCAAACUGUCCUUUCUUUUCUUCCCCUCUUAACCCUCGCCGUUUUCUCAAAAUCCCCGCCAUGUCCCAAACUUCCACGUCAUCAUUAUCAUCAACAACAAACCCUAACAAGAAUAACCGUCGCCACAGUUUCGCAUCUCCGCAAUCUCUCUCCGAAUGGCUCAAACCUCGAUUACCCUCCGAUUCGUUCGCUACAUGGGGCGUUAAGCCCGGUACAAAGAACGUUCACAAUCUCUGGCUCGAACUUUCUCAAGGAGAAACCUCGCUCGCUGAUUCGGACCCUCCGGUUCGAACCGUUCAGGUUGUUACGGUUCGGGUUAUUGGAAAAGACGGGAAGAUUCUUGUUGAAUCGCAUCAGGAAUUGUCUGAUGGUGAAGUGAGGGAACGUGGUAGACCGUUGUCGGAGAAGAUGAAGCCUAAUGAGGAACCCGAAUCGGCUGCUGUUAGAGGGAUUAAGGAAGAGCUUGGUUCUGUGAUUGGUGCUGAAACUGAGGUUUGUGAUAUUGUGACGAUUGAUCCCAAUUCGUAUGAGAUGAGAGUGGAGGAGAGGAAUUCAGGUUCUUAUCCUGGUUUGCCUGGUUGCUAUGUUUUGCAUAUUUUGAAUGCUACGGUGGAGGGUUUGCCGGAAGGUGAUUUUUGCACGUAUGAGGUUGAUGAGUAUGGUGAUUCUGAUGACAAGAAAAUUGCACAUCAAGCUGUUUCUGUUAAGAAACAUUAUUGGAAAUGGGUUAGUUCUGAUUCUGUUCAACCUUGAUGUGGUUUUUAUUCUAUGGACGACCAACAACAUGGACACCAGACACGACACUGACGCAGAUACCUAUACGUUGAUAAUAAUUUGAGAAAAUAUAAGUGAUUAAAUGUAACUACAUGCAGCCAGUGUCGUAUCAGUGUCCAACACAUGUCGGACACAAGAACGUUAAUGAUCUGAAAUGCAUUAGUGUCUGUCAAGGGCCAAACACUAGAGUAGCCUUCAAUAUGAAAUGUUUGUGCCACAUAGGUUUUUUUUUUUAUUUAUUUUUUAAGAUAUAACUGACAAUGACAUUUAUUUUGGGUGCGGCGAGAUGCUUGAGUAUAUGCUUGUAUACAUAUAUGAAAUAUGAAUAGUGGUACCAACAGUUUUUGUACUUGUAUAUGAUUUUGUACUGGAAUAGAAUUUUGGUAUUUACUCUGAAAUAAUAAUCUGCAUUAGCCACUUGAUUUGGUUGAA